AUGGGUAUCGGUAACCUCCCGAAGGCCACGAUUCCUCAGAAACGCGCCUCGGAUAUAAUUGACCUUUCCUCUGAUGAGGAUGGAGAUGACAUGGUGGAGGAUCGCGCAGACAUCAAGCCUACUCUCUUUUCGCGCAAGGUAUCUCAGCCUAGCUCCCUUGCCGUCCUUCUAGUUAUUCCCAAGCCCGCCCCUGAAGCGAAACCCAAGGAGAAGGCUAAGGCGAGAUUGAUUGACUUUGAAUCUUUUAAGUACAGAGGUCAAGGGAAGUCAGGCCUGCCAACCAACGGAUCCAAGACGGGCGGUCCGGCGCGAGGUCGGGCGAAGAAUGUCGUGCGGUCAACAAAAGCGACCACUCCCGAGGUCCCUAUUACUGUCCUUUCUGACAGCGAAGAAGAUGCCUUCGACUCGGCCACAGACGAUGGUGUGCACACGGAAGAGGACGAGCGCCUACUGAAACUGCUCAACGACUUGGAUCUCCAGGAUCUUGCCGCUCUAACCGGGGCGGCGGAAGCCGAUCUGAAGCUCCUCAUCAAGAAGCGCCCAUUCUCUUCUAUCUCCAGUGUUGAAAGCGUCUCCAAGAUCAAAGAAGGUCGGGGAAAACAGAAGAGGCAAAAGGUUGAGAUUGGAGAGGCCAUCAUCGACAAGACGCGAAAUUUCAUGCGGUCUAUCGCUAUGGUGGACAUGGUCGUGUCGGAGAGCGAAGCCCGUGCGGCAUUUCUCAAGAAGCAGUUUGACUCAUGGCACAUCGACGCUUUCGGUCAGAAGAAGAAGGGGAAGAGUUCGAGUGCGGGCUCAGGCUUUGUCGAUACACAGCCCUCUUACAUGUCCGAAGAGACACCGAUGCACGACUUCCAAGUAUUUGGAGUCAAUUGGAUGAACCUCCUCUUCAAGAACAGCUAUGGCGGGAUACUUGCGGAUGACAUGGGCCUCGGCAAGACAUGUCAAGUUGUUGGGCUCAUGGCGCGGAUGCUUGACGACUACAACAACGAAGAGACCAAGGACUGGCCAUUUCCCAACCUCAUCGUUGUGCCCCCAUCCACCUUGGAUAAUUGGAUCCUAGAGUUCAAAAUUUUCGCAAAGGACGACUUGCGCAACCUGAACGGUCUCGGCCUGAACGCAGCAAUCUUUGACGAGGGACAGAUCCUCAAAAACCCAACUACGCUCCAGUACCAGCGCCUCCAUCAGCUACGGACAAGGUGGCGGUUACUCAUCUCAGGCACGCCCAUCCAGAAUCACUUGAUGGAGAUGGUUUCGCUCCUCCACUUUGUAGAUCCCGACCUUUUCAAGGAUAGGAUGGAGGCGAUACGCUACGUGUUCGACCACAAGAUCCACACCCGAAAUCUUACCAACACCGCAUUGCUCUAUGGCGAACGAGUCAGCCGAGCGCGAUCUAUCCUAGAGCCGUUUAUAUUGCAGCGGCAAAAGGACCAGGUCGGUCAAAAUUUGCCCAAGAAGACGCACUCCAUCAUCUACUGCGAUCUACCCCCACGCAGAAGGAGGUCUACGACAGAUACGAAAAGAUGUUCCGAAGCGAGCCGAGCGAGCCUCAAGAAGGCGGCGCUGCAUUUGCAGCUGUUUCGACGGCAUUUUAGCGACGAGACGACCCAGGAGAUGGCAGACAUCCUGUUCAACCGUGUACCGUACAAAGAGCUCGACCUUGCCGAGCCCAAGUUCCACCUCUUGCUCGGGGACUUGCAGAGUCGGUCUGACUUUGACUUGCAUCUGUACUGUCAGGAUUUCCUACCCCUUCUACGCAAGUUCGACGUGCCUAAAGGGUCGUGGAAGGAGAGUGGCAAGAUCCAAAAGCUGCUAGAGCUUAUUGGAGAAUACCGCAAGAACGGCGACCGGGUGCUUGUGUUUAGCAAGUUCACCAAGGUCAUUGAGAUUCUAUCCUAUGUCUUUGGGCAUGAGGAGAUCGAGUAUUCGAACAAAGUCAUCAUCUUCGACAUGUCAUCGAACCCGCAGGAUGAUCGGCAAGCGGAGAACCGGGCGCACCGCCUAGGGCAGACGCGACCGGUGGAAGUGAUUCACCUGAUAGCGCAGGGCACGGUGGAGGAACUUAUCUACAAGGCGUGCCAAAGAAAAUCGAACUCGCGGAGAAGGUGA
Molecule: messenger RNA, 2106 nt
Organism: Parascedosporium putredinis
Lineage: Eukaryota; Fungi; Ascomycota; Sordariomycetes; Microascales; Microascaceae
Source: the annotation of a GenBank genome assembly